CGCCAAAUGUGAGAAAAAAAUUGAUAUCGAAUUACAAAAGCUUUAAGUUCUAUUUCUUGUUUUAUAAGAAACUGUAGAAAUUAAAGCGUUUUAUACAAAUAAGAUAGUAUUUAAUGAUUGUCGUCUGCUUUUGAAAAUUACUAAUCGCACUGCUACAGCAACAACGUAAACAACAGUGCAUGUUCGUUCAUAUUCUGGAAGUUUUAUCAGAAAAAGGCGAAGUUAAAGGAUAAAGAUGCCUCUUAUUGUGAAAGAUUUUACAUGGGAACAGACUGACAAAGUAGUUUUCAUUACAGUACCUUUGAAAGGUGUAAAGGCUAACAAAGUAGAUAUAUUCUCGUCAGAAGAAUAUUUGAAGGUAAGCUACCCUCCAUACCUGUUUGAAUGCUUGUUAUAUGCACCAGUUGAAGAUGGUGAUAGUGUUGCUCAGGUUGGAAACGGUGCAGUGGUUUUUAAACUCCUCAAGAAAGAGGGUGACAAAUGGCCUCAGUUACAGUCUGAUUUGGCAGAGGACAAAUCUUCAAUGAAAGCAAAAAGAGAGGAAGCAUUUGCAAAGGCAGAAGAAAAAGCUAAAGAACGUGAUAGAAGAAAAGCGGAAGAAAAGAGGGCCAAUGAAAAAUAUGUGCUAAAUGAAAUAAUGAAGGCGGAGGAAGAAGAGAGAAGUAGAAUAGAGAAAACUAAAGAAAGUGAAAGACAACAAGCUACGCAGGAACUAGAGGCCUGGAAGGAAGAACAAAGACUAGCUGCAGAGAAGGAGAAAGAGAGAUUGAUGGAGGAGAGACGUAAGGAGGAGGCCGCAGAGCGUGAAAAACGUAAAGAACAGGAAAGAAUCCAGAGACGACAAACAAGAGGUAAAAAAGCCAGUAUAUUUGAGGAAAAUGCUGAAGGUGCACCAAAGCGAGAAGUGGGUAAAAUUUCUGUAUCUUUCACACAUAGAGAAUUUCCUACACCAGAACGAGAAUCUGUCAGACCUAAAGAGGAAGAGUGGUUAAAGAAGCAAGCGGAGGCCAGGCGUAUUGUGGAAUUAGAAGAUGAAAAUUUAUCAGAGGAGGAAAAGAAUCCCAUGUGGCUGAGAGAUAAAGGGAAUGAGUUCUUCAAGGCCGGCAACUUGGAGGCAGCUAUAAAUGCAUACUCUCAUGCUUUGAGAUUGAAUCACACUCUACAUUCUUGUUUGUCAAACAGAGCAGCAUGUCAUCUUAAAAUGAGGAAUUUUUUUAAAUGUAUAGAAGAUUGUUCAAAGGCAUUGGAACUUCUUGUGCCAAAAGUUCAACAGAAUGCAGACAGUCGGCUAAAAUGUCACGUAAGACGUGGUACGGCACUUUGUCAGCUGGAAAUGUAUGUAGAAGGCUUGCAAGAUUAUGAGGCAGCAUUGAAACUCGAUCCGAACAAUGAGCAACUUCGUACAGACUCCGAGAAAAUACGACACAUUAUACAAACAGAGACCGUUAGUUGAUGAUUAAGAAAAAUCUAGUGUUAUAGUAACAAUUUAGGACCAGUUUGAAAAAAAAAAACAAACUAAAAACCAAGCUGAUCACAGCAGUAAUUGGCUUAUAUUUAAGGGGCAUGUUUUCAGUAUUACGUUUUCCUAAUUAAGAAACUACUUAAAAAGUAAUUUCUUAAAAUGAUUUGUUUGUAACUGUGAAAGCAACUGUAAAUGUAGUUGUAAAGGGAAAGUGAUUAAAUAGUUUUAUUUGCUGAAACCCAUGUAAUGUGUUCAUUUUAUAUGUCAUUUAGAAAAAAUUGAUGUCAGUUUAGAUUUAAGGUCACUUAAAAAAACUACAAGUUUAAAUGAUUUUUUUCCCUUAAAUUAGGCAAGAUUGACGCUAAUUUUCAAGUUUGUGAUUUACAGUAUUCAUGUUACAUUUUGGAUUGGGUUAAUUAAAAAGAUUUAUAAAA
Mercenaria mercenaria is the source of this 1896-nucleotide messenger RNA. RefSeq names its product dynein axonemal assembly factor 4-like. Lineage: Eukaryota; Metazoa; Mollusca; Bivalvia; Venerida; Veneridae. Gene Ontology annotation, molecular function: protein binding. The record is from RefSeq and is a predicted model, not a curated record. The coding region runs from base 236 to 1453 and encodes 405 amino acids. Gene Ontology annotation, biological process: cilium movement; inner dynein arm assembly; outer dynein arm assembly. The transcript is spliced from 11 exons.